AUGAGAUUAUCGACUUCGAGUCUCUUCCUUUCCGUGUCUCUGCUGGGGAAGCUGGCCCUCGGGCUGUCGGCUGCAGAAUGGCGCACUCAGUCGAUUUACUUCCUAUUGACGGAUCGGUUCGGUAGGACGGACAAUUCGACGACAGCUACAUGCGAUACGGGUGACCAAAUCUAUUGUGGUGGCAGUUGGCAAGGAAUCAUCAACCAUCUGGAUUAUAUCCAGGGCAUGGGAUUCACGGCCAUCUGGAUCUCGCCUAUCACUGAACAGCUGCCCCAGGAUACUGCUGAUGGUGAAGCUUACCAUGGAUAUUGGCAGCAGAAGAUAUACGACGUGAACUCCAACUUCGGCACUGCAGAUGACCUCAAGUCCCUCUCAGAUGCGCUUCAUGCCCGCGGAAUGUACCUCAUGGUGGACGUCGUCCCUAACCACAUGGGCUACGCCGGCAACGGCAACGAUGUAGACUACAGCGUCUUCGACCCCUUCGAUUCCUCCUCCUACUUCCACCCAUACUGCCUGAUCACAGAUUGGGACAACUUGACCAUGGUCCAAGAUUGUUGGGAGGGUGACACCAUCGUAUCUCUGCCAGACCUAAACACCACCGAAACUGCCGUGAGAACAAUCUGGUAUGACUGGGUAGCCGACCUGGUAUCCAAUUAUUCAGUCGACGGACUCCGCAUCGACAGUGUCCUCGAAGUCGAACCAGACUUCUUCCCGGGCUACCAGGAAGCAGCAGGUGUCUACUGCGUCGGCGAAGUCGACAACGGCAACCCUGCCCUCGACUGCCCAUACCAGAAGGUCCUGGACGGCGUCCUCAACUAUCCGAUCUACUGGCAACUCCUCUACGCCUUCGAAUCCUCCAGCGGCAGCAUCAGCAACCUCUACAACAUGAUCAAAUCCGUCGCAAGCGACUGCUCCGAUCCGACACUACUCGGCAACUUCAUCGAAAACCACGACAAUCCCCGUUUCGCCUCCUACACCUCCGACUACUCGCAAGCCAAAAACGUCCUCAGCUACAUCUUCCUCUCCGACGGCAUCCCCAUCGUCUACGCCGGCGAAGAACAGCACUACUCCGGCGGCAAGGUGCCCUACAACCGCGAAGCGACCUGGCUUUCAGGCUACGACACCUCCGCAGAGCUGUACACCUGGAUAGCCACCACGAACGCGAUCCGCAAACUAGCCAUCUCAGCUGACUCGGCCUACAUUACCUACGCGAAUGAUGCAUUCUACACUGACAGCAACACCAUCGCAAUGCGCAAAGGCACCUCAGGGAGCCAAGUCAUCACCGUCCUCUCCAACAAAGGCUCCUCAGGAAGCAGCUACACCCUGACCCUCAGCGGAAGCGGCUACACAUCCGGCACGAAGCUGAUCGAAGCGUACACAUGCACAUCCGUGACCGUGGACUCGAGCGGCGAUAUUCCCGUGCCGAUGGCGUCGGGAUUACCGAGAGUUCUUCUGCCCGCGUCCGUCGUCGAUAGCUCUUCGCUCUGUGGCGGGAGCGGAAGAUUAUACGUCGAGUAA
Messenger RNA from Aspergillus niger, 1518 nucleotides. Its product is annotated as acid alpha-amylase-Aspergillus niger. The coding region runs from base 1 to 1518 and encodes 505 amino acids. Gene Ontology annotation, biological process: carbohydrate catabolic process. The record is from RefSeq and is a predicted model, not a curated record. The transcript has 9 exons. Gene Ontology annotation, molecular function: calcium ion binding; alpha-amylase activity. NCBI's taxonomy places the organism in Eukaryota, Fungi, Ascomycota, Eurotiomycetes, Eurotiales, Aspergillaceae.